Didymella exigua CBS 183.55 is the source of this 1218-nucleotide messenger RNA. RefSeq lists its product as uncharacterized. NCBI's taxonomy places the organism in Eukaryota, Fungi, Ascomycota, Dothideomycetes, Pleosporales, Didymellaceae. The record is from RefSeq and is a predicted model, not a curated record. Gene Ontology annotation, molecular function: methyltransferase activity. Bases 331 to 1218 code for a protein of 295 amino acids. The transcript is spliced from 3 exons.
CAAGUACCUAGUUUUCAGACUCCGUUAGAACGAAACGAAGAAGAUCCGCCUUCAGCAUCUUUUCACAACGGUACCAGGUUGCACCUCUGCUUACUCUGAGUCGCGAUAGCCGCUGGGGUCUAUCGUCGCCGCAGCACAAGCAAAAUAAACACCCUUUGAUCGUACUCACCAAGGUGACACCCACUGAAACCUCGCUCGAGUUUUCGUCUGAAGACCCACGUCGGGAUUGGCCGGCAUCCAGGAGUGAGUGGAACCACCCCCCCUCCUCUCCAGGGAAUCUGGCCUCACCGGUUCUCGGGGGAACUCCAUCCUUGAUAAACCUGAUCUACGAUGGACGAAGACUUCCAAUGUGUCACAAUCCACGGACGGGUAUUCCAAAAGGUCUCGAUAGACCAUAGCAUAUACUGCGUCCCAGUAGCCAGCGAUGAGCUGGAGGAAGACAGGCUAACGGCUCAACACGAUGUACUGUUCAGACUGUUCGGCAAUGCCCUCUUUUCUCUUCACAUGAGGAUCAAAGAUCCCACGAGGAUUUUGGAAUGUGGGUAUGGGGGUGGCGACUGGUCGGUUCAAUGUGCCGAGGAGUACGAGGACUGUGAGGUUACUGCCGUGGAUGUAUAUCCUAUGCUUAUCGCCGACCAGCCGGAAAAUCUUAAUCUCUGUGGUUAUAACCUCAACGACCGCCUCAACGAUCCAGAAAUCUUCCAAGCCAGGGCUUACGAUCUCAUUCACUCUCGCUGCGUCGGCGCAGGCAUCAAGAGAAAUAGAUGGACAUCAUACAUCCAAGACAUGAAAUUGCUUCUGCGACCGAACGGUUGGAUCCAGAUCGUUGAGUACUAUCUCAAUAUACAAUCGAGCAGUGGGAGAUUGACAGAUGAGUCGGCGGUCCGAAGAUGGUGGUUGAAGUAUUCAGAAGCAAUGAGCCGGAUGAAUCGCGAUCCGAGGAUUGGCAACCGACUGCAGAGUCUUUUUGCUGAUGCAAGACUGGGAGACGUCCGGGUCGAAGCGAUACAGUUACCGAUUGGCGACUGGGAAACAGAUCCGGUCAAAGCCAGUAUAGGAAGGGACACUGUUGCAAUGAUGGGCGACCUCCUGGAGUCACUCAGCCUCUGGCCUUUGACGCAGCAACUCAACUACACGGCGACUGAAUUCCAACGGCUCAUCAGCGAAGUUCGUGCAGAGUUGCGAAACAAAGAGCUGAAGUUGUAUGUCCCCAUGUAA